Molecule: messenger RNA, 1351 nt
Organism: Mycena citricolor
Lineage: Eukaryota; Fungi; Basidiomycota; Agaricomycetes; Agaricales; Mycenaceae
Source: the annotation of a GenBank genome assembly
UGCGGUGCGAUGAAAGGGAUGGGCUGUCGGAUUCGAAUGAUCCUCGCGUGAGCUCAUUAAGACGUUCCCACACCGAUUGAUAGGACCGAUCAUGCCGCAUCCUUCUCUCCUCCACCACAAUCCUCGCUUGUGUAGCAGGCAUUCUCCCGGCUGUCCAGAACGGCUUUCUUCUCGUGCGCAGCAGAGGUGUAGUAGCAGCGAGACAUCGCAAGUGAAUAUCAACUCAGCAGCAGAUUCAUUUCGAUGCCGAUGCAUGCGAGAGGUGCUGAGCAUAGGAACGGGGUCUUGCUGCAGACAGCGACUGCGAUGAUCGGUCGAGCACAGAUCACGUACAGUCUCACCGUCCACGGACUUCCAAAGCUCGUGGUUCGACACCGAGAAUCCGGCCACGGCACACACUCGGCAGCAGCUGUGUAUAAGAUCCUGCACCGGUCCCUCAUACAUAGUGCAUACACCCUCCCCUCGCGCAGCAUAUAUGCCCCGCUCGGACCACACCCGCAAAGCGUACACAGACGAGGAGAUGGCGUCCAUCGCGCGCAUCGUCGCAGACUUGCCUGCGAAGGCAGAUCUCACGCACGUCGACACGUUCGGGGCGCUGGGACUCGGCGGCGCACAUUCCAAACAUCUGUGGUCUCGUGGGCAUAAACCCCAGGGCUGGACGUAUGCUGCCCAGAAGGCGGAGGUUUUGCAUAAAGCCAUCGAGAUACUGAAGAAGCGAGCCGAGUGGAACGUCGCCGGCGUUUCUUUCACAUUCGAAGAAGCGCGACGCACGAUUCAACGGUCGAUCGACGACCUCGCCGAAGCAUCGGGCCACCCCAAACGCGACAUCGCCCAAAUCCUCAAGAAAACCGGCGACGUCGCGGCCGCCCAAAGUCUGCUUCUCAAGGAAGCAGCGAAGACAUGCGCAAAGCGCAAGAUGAAUGAGUGGGACCAGUCGGACUCUGAGGAGAAUGAGGGAGACGCGCUGAACACCGAGUCCGAGAGCGAGUUUGAGGAGCCACCCAAGAAGCGACGGUGCCGACGGAAAUCAACGAUGAAGGUUGACUAUUCUGAGUCGCCGCCUGCUAGCCCCGUCAAGAAGCCACAACGCCCUCCCCAAAGCGUCGUCCGUGUCAAGCGGGGGGAGCAAAUCGUCAUCACGACCUCGCCCUCUCCAUCGCCGGUGAAGAAGGUGAAGAAAAUCUACUCUCGCUCUGCCUCUGUAAAACCGAAGAGCACCCGGUACUAGUCGGCUGGAAUUCCUCGUGUACACUUUCUAGACGUACUACCUGUGUACAUACCGUAUUUUCCGCUGCUGCAAAAUGCGUUCGGCAAACGCCGGCGUUGCGGAUCAAUCGGAAAGACUUGUUGG